CACACAGAGCAGAGCAGACAGACUCACCUGUGUGUGUAGUUUGAGAUGAACGCCUCGGUGGAAGGGCUGCUCUGCUCGGAGGGAAGGAGAGGGAUAUUCACCACCUGUAGCUAAGGAAACAUACAAACAAGGGAGCGUUGAGAUGUCUGACGAGGAUUUGCCGGUGCCGCCAGAGGAGGGCGAAGUGGAGGAGGCGGUGGAGCCGGGGGACCUGAUGCCGCCCAGAGACGGUGGCGACCUGAUGCCGUCCCGAGACAGCCGCAAGCUGGACUGCAUCAUCUGCUACAGCGCCUACAACCUGAGCGACCGGCUGCCCCGCAAGCUCUACUGCGAACACACCUUUUGCCAAGCGUGCCUGCGACGCCUGGACACCACCAUCAAUGAACAGUUGUGGAUCCCCUGCCCCCAGUGCCGCCAGAACACCCCCCUGCCCAGGGGGGGCGCCGGCGCGCUGGAGCUGGACCUGGUGGCCUUCAUGGGCGUCAAAGCGGAGGCGGAGAGCCGGCGCGACGCGGAGCGAAACGGCUGCGGUGGCGUGGGGGGCCCGGGGGGGCUCGGCGGCCAUCUUGAACACAAGCUGUCCUUCAGCAAGCAGCUGUCCCCGCCCAUCGUGGAGCAGCCGCCGCCCUCGUGGGUCCUGGGGGCGCUGGCCGAGCCCCGUUUCAGACCCAGCCCCUGCUGCCGACACUGCGUACUCUGCUGCUGGUGCUGCUGAUUGGAGGGGAGAUGAGAUGAUGGGAGGAGCAGAGAAGAGCUGAGCCAGUUGCUGAGCUGAGAUUGUUGCAUCGUGUAAAAGCUUUGAAACAUCAGACUUUAGACAACGGAGUGAACAGACAUCAUCAGACAACGUCAAGACAUUUGAUUGGCUUGCAAUCAUUAAGGAUGACCUUUUUGACACAAUAGGCUUGUUCGAUUUGCUGUAACGUCUGCAUGUGCAUGCAGACAGCAAUGCAUUCUGGUUGAAAAUGCAUGAUGGUUAGAAAUCUUGUCAGACUUACCAAAUUUCAGUCAUGUUGCAAUGAUGAGGUGACAUGUCACGUGGUGUCAAACCAUCACAGGAUCAAUGCGACUGCAGACGGACCUUGCAACUCCCAGUUUCUUAUCCUCGUUGAUGCUCGUCUGCAUACUGCCUCCGCGGGCCAGGGACGCACCCCUGAACUGGUUGGUCUAAAAGUUCACUAACGUGUGUAGGCUCUUUGUCCCACACCCCUUAAAAACAGUUUGCACUGCACCCCACUUCAGCUCCUCCUCCCUACCUGUCCCCCCACACCUCACAUGUGGUGUGCUAGUAGAUCAAACUGGAGUGAGCUCAUCGUCUCGUGUAAAUCUGUGGUCGACUUUGAAUUCGCUGCGCUUAAUACCACCCAUGUCGAGACUGAAGUACUCAGUCAAUGUCGAUUGACACGUCCGUCCCGAACGCAACUAUUGCUUCAAGAAACCCUAAAAUACCACACAACUACAUGCAAAAAACCCACGCCAAUUCCAAAGGACCACAGAAACAUACAGUUGGCCCAGUUGUGGUCCUUACUGCUGACACUGCAUACGCUGGUGGUGGUGCUGAUUCCGUUGCCACUGAUAAAACAAAACUGAACAUUUUGAAACCCAUUUAUACCCUCUUGCUCUUAAGCAAUGGGAUUCUUCAUUCAGUGUCCAGGGACAAUAUAUAUUUCUUCUGGGACAGACAAUUAAAAACCGAGACAAGCAGGUAAAACCGGAACAGGUGGCAACACUAGCUAUUGAUUGGACGGGAGCUGAGCCAAUCACAGGGUGGAUCGUAUCACGCGAAGGCUUCUCAUUAGCUAAAAGUGUGGCUGCGCAUCGAGACAUAUCACACUUGUUAGUGUCAAGACUCUUGAUUGAUUGGCUUGCAAGCAUUAGGGAUGAUAAAGGUAGAGAGGGUUCGUAAAAUGUUUCUGCCGGAUUCCAUGUGACGCAAUGUAUGUCCCUACACCUUCACCUGUGAUGGACUUGCCCAUGUGAAUGGCACCUGACCUCAUGUUGCUACUUGGACUCUGACCAAUGCCCUCUUAUCAACUGGACAAGGCAUGAGCCAUCACACGUAUGACAUGUUUCUGUCUGUACCAACUCCCUAUGACUCGAUGCCCUGCCCUUGCAGGUUUUGGGAAACACUUCAAUACCUGAAGAAAUGUUUGUUUUAGGGAAAUAACGUUUAUAUUUUCAGAGCAUGAAUGCAGUGUGUAAACCAAUCGUUUAGUAGCCUAUGGUGUGCUACUAUUGUCAAGCAUCCACUAACGUUUCUUCGGAUGUGCGCACCCACCCAACUGUGACUACUGCCCUUGUAGGCUCUCUGAUAUUUUGAAGUCUGAACACUGUUUUCCCCCUUCAGGGGUGCAUUUCUCGAAAGCGCAGUUGCUAAAACUAGGUUAGCUACUUUGCUUGCAAUGCAAUUUCCCAUUGGCAACUACGCAAGUUGCUAACUGUCUAACAACUACGCUUUUGAGAAAUGCACCCUAGGACUGCCUGGGAACAAAUAUUCUUAGACAGACAGACAUAGAAGUGUGUUUUCCCUGUUUGUUUACAUAGUGGCAGGAGGAUCUGGGAACACGAGUGUGACCACACAAAUACACCUAGCGCGACAAGAACGAGGCGAGCGACGGAAGUAAUUCACUUUAUAUUGAGUCGCGCGACAAAAGCGAUUCGAGACUAGAGGCGAUUCGCACGCCGAGAGCGACAGUUUGAAGUUGAAAUCCUUUCAACUUUCUAUGACGCGGUUCGGCGACCAGCCGCGACAGUCAAUGACUGAAUAGAGGUCCGUGACCACAGCCAAUGGGAAUGUUUGAAUGCUUUGCCUUGCUUGUAACGCACAUACUGUAGUCGCUUCAAUCGCUCUUGCCGCACAGAAGCGAUUCUCUGUCGCUUCAAUCGCGUCGCGCUAGGUGUAUUUGUGCGGUAAGAUUGAAUGCUUUGUUGCAAUGCAUGUCCUGUCUGUAAUGAAGUCUUAGCUGAAUACAGCACAACUG
This is a messenger RNA of Engraulis encrasicolus (European anchovy), 2981 nucleotides long. RefSeq names its product ring finger protein 224 (gene rnf224). Bases 143 to 715 code for a protein of 190 amino acids. Lineage: Eukaryota; Metazoa; Chordata; Actinopteri; Clupeiformes; Engraulidae. The record is from RefSeq and is a predicted model, not a curated record. The transcript is spliced from 3 exons.